UCGACGAAGACGCACACGGAUUAGCGUGCUUCGCACUUAAAAAAAAACAACAUAUAUAUCGAAUUUUCAUUGAAUCGAGAGAAAGAAAAACAUUUGCCACACAGAAGAAAAUUUUGGUGAAUCGCAGAUCGCGUGUUGUGUGCUCGCAAAUUUUAUUCACCGAUCGAAAAAUUAAUUCGGCCAAUCCUCCGUGCAGUGUAUAUAUAGAUAGUAAUUUUAUAUUUGCCCUAUUUAGUAGCAAAUAAAUCGCAACGUAAUUGUGUACCAUUGUGAAAUUGCAAAUGUAUCACUGACGAGGGCACCAACAACACAGAACAAAAACACCAGCGGCAAAAUUCACAUCUUUAACGCAUGAGAACGAAAUAAGAAGCAUGGAUAGAAGUGCAGUGCAUCGUGUGUAUAUUUGUAUCUUGUGAUAUGUGUAGCUCAAGCGACUUUUAAAAAGCAAUUCUCUAGUUUGGUUAGUCGAUACACACAAUGUGUAUGUGUGUGUGUGAGUCUGCAUAUGUGCGAGCAUUUGGCAUGGCAUAUAUAUUUCAAAAAUUGGAGUAAACAGAUUAGACUAAAUCGUGAAUUUAAAGCCUAACGAAUUAGAAAAAAAAGAAGAAAUAGAAUUGAAAAAUACAUACACACAUCCACGCACAACUUUCAAAUGAAAUGAAGAGACGGAAUUGAAUUGUUGCAUUUAAAUUGAAACGCGCAUCGUGACGUGAGAACGUGAUAUCGAGCGAGAAAGAGCAAGUAAUUAGGAUAGUGCAAAACAGUGCUAGAUAAAUAAAAGUGUGUGUGUGUGUGUUUUUUUAAAUAAUCUAUCUCUAUCUCUUUCUCAUCAUCUCUUGCACUCUAUCAAAGUCCCGGGGUAUGUGUUUUUCCGGUAACGAGCUAAGAAAACGUGUAUGUCACAAAUAUAAAAUGCCGUUGAUUGAGUGUGUUGCAGAAUUGUGUGUCGUCGCGAAAUUGUGCAAACUUAACUGAAGUGUACUCGGUUCGGCUUCUGAUAUUUGUGUAUACUGUACACACUUUGCAUGCGAUUUGUGAACAAAGUGAGCAUCCACUGAGUCCUUGUGAUGGUUGAAGAAUAUGUACAAAAUUCGAUUUGUGGCCGCGUCACAUCAAACAACAUAUAGAAUUCCUUCAAAUGCACCUGGAAACAUUUCAAAACAUUUUGCACAACAUUUUCAAUGUGAAAAUUUGAUGCACGAAAAAUAAAGACGUGAAAUACUGCAACCGUAAGCAACAUUGAUCGAAGAGUUUAUUUGUGUAUGUGUGUAAGCAUAAUGUAUUACGUGCGCGACUAAGAGUGAACACGAUUUUUGUUUUCGGAAAUUUGAUCAAAUGUGCAAAUCAAAUUGUACAUCGGUUGACAUAUCGAACGAAUGACAAAAAAUAAAAAGAAAGACCAAUCAAAAGAGGAGCAGAAAAAAAGCAAGACGAGUCAAUUUAAAACAGAAAGAAGAAGAAAAAAAAUAUAGUGAAGUUAAAUAUAAUAAACACAACGGAGUAAAUUAAAGAAGACACGAAGACUUUAGAGACACGGGCCAUCGCCACUGCUUCAACUGUAGCCAACAAGCACAUCGCCACACAGCACAUUUCUUUUUAGCGACAUAAGACUGAAUUUUGUGACAAGCACCCCAAUACACAGAGUAGCAAAAAUAAAACAAAAAUGAAAAAAAUGAUGAGCAGCACAGUAAAAAUGCAGCACCAGCACCACUAUCAUCGAAAAUCGAUUAGUCAGCAUAGAUUUGUAGCUGUAAUUUUAACACUAAUUGGAUUACUUCAUGGAGUUCAUUGUGAAAUAGAUGAAACAUUAUCGAUAGCACGAGGUAGCACAGUUCCGUUGGAAUGUCCGAUAGAUAUUCAAUCAUGUGGAAGUUUGCAUUCGUUGAAAUGGUUUCGCGGCAACGACCGUGUUGCGCUUGUGCCCGGUGAUGGUGGUACACCGAAUGUUGACGGCCCGUACCGUGGCCGCAUUACAAUUGAUCCAGAUGGUUCGCACACAAAACUAUAUAUUAAGUCGGUGCAAGUGCAUGAUGAGGAUACGUAUAAAUGCGUUGUUACUUAUUCGGAUCCAUUGGAUUCGUGCGAAAGCAAAGGCUUAUACAUAAUCAAGCUGAACGUAUUGGUUGAACCGUCUACAAUGCAAAUGCAGGAUGAGACGGGACAAAUCCUGCAGAACGAAACUGUUGUAGGGCCAUUGAUUGAAAAUGAACGAUUUGUAAGCUAUUGUGAAGCCCGAAUGGGACGACCACGGCCAAAUGUUGGAUGGUAUCUCCAUGGAAAACGGUUACCAGAAUCGAUAUCGACCAGCGAAGGUCCUGACGCAAAUGGUUUAUUCACGGAAAAAGCGAUGUUAUCGAUGAUAUUGACGAGGAAGGAAAUGGCAGCUACAUUCGAGUGUCGCAUCGAAUCCGAAGCACUUCAAACAAUCAAACGAUAUCAAUUAAAAGUCGAUUUACAAGUACGACCGAGGAAGGUGGAAGUGAGUGGCGUUCGAACGCAUACUGUUCAAGGAAGCACCGUAUCGCUGUUGUGUAAGGUGUUUGGUGCUCGACCGGCGGCAAAUGUAACGUGGUAUAACAACACUACACCGCUACGGUUGGAUGGGCCACACACCAUCAAUGAGAAAUCGGAAGAGAUCAGUGACACUACAUUCACAACGUAUAGUCAACUCUCGUUUACAGCGACGCGAUACGAAAAUGGUGUGAACUUCCGAUGUGAAGCAGACAAUAUUGUCAUGCAAAAUGAAUUAGAAAAACCGCUGAGCAAUUUUUUAUAUCUUACGGUUAUGUAUCCACCAGUCGUAACCGUUUCGCCAUCAAAUUUGCUGGUAACUGAAAAUGGUGACAUUUAUUUGGAUUGUCGGUAUGAUUCGAAUCCGUCGUCAUUGAAACGGGUUACUUGGAAACGAAAUGGCGUACCGUUAGUUGUAGACGGGCACCGUAUGGGUGGUGGUAAUGUGGAAAGCAUUGGUUUGAAAAUACAACAAGUGUUGCGUACCGAUCUGGGUAACUACACAUGUGAAUUGCAGAAUGAAUAUGGUAUCGGUGUAUCGGACAAUUCUAUUAGUUUGGAUGUUCACUAUCCACCAGUAGUUGAGCUGUUGAUGGAGCCAGACACACCAAUCAUCGAACAUGAUGCCGUCAAUGUGACGCUAAUAUGUCGCAUAAUCUCCGGCAAUCCGGCCACACUGUCGCGAGUUACAUGGUAUUUGGAUGGUGGAAUUCUUAAAGAACUACCCGAAUGCAACGGAGGUAGUGAUGAUGCAUUGUGUGGCGUUGAUCCGGACAUCUUAUUGUUGGAAAAUGUUGGUCGUCAUUUUCUCGGCAAUUAUUCGUGCGAAGGCCAGAAUACAGCCGGUGGUGGUAAUCGGAGCGUUGACAGAGAAUUAAUCGUAUAUUAUGAACCGGGAAAGGCGACAUUGCUACAUUAUCCAUUGGUGACAAGUAAGAAAAAAUCCGUUACACUAUUUUGUUCGGUUGAAGAUGGUGGCAAUCCAAAUGCCACCCAAUACAAAUGGUUGCGCAGCGGAAGUGUUUUACAAUAUGACACAGCAAUGAUAACAUUAGAAAAUCUUGGAUUAGAAUCGCGUACAAAUUUCACAUGCUAUGCAUAUAAUAAAGGUGGUAUUGGUCAAAGUGCUACCAUUGCAUUGGAUGUGUUAGCACCGCCAGCAUUUAUAAAAGCACUACAACCACGAACAGCCGCUCUAUUUUCAACGCAAAAUAUUUCGCUGUCGUGUCGCGUUGAAUGCGUUCCAUUGUGCACGAUAACAUGGUACAAAAAUGGCAUUGGCAUCGAAAAAUACGAUGAACGCUAUGUGAUCACUGAUACUUUCUUACCGGCCGAUAAGGCAAUUGGCGACUUUGAAAGUGUACUAUCAACAUUACAUUUUAAUAUAUCGGCGUGGCCAAAACAACAACUGGACAUUCAUCAAGACAAUGCCAACUAUUCAUGUGUUUCAUCAGCGAAUAGCGAAGGACCGGGCGUACGGAGCUCAACUGUUUUUCAUGUUGAAUAUCCACCUGAAAAUACAACUGUAUCAAACGUAACGGUUGAUGUGAUUGAAGGUAAUUCACCGCCUCGAAUCACAUGCGCUGGCAAUGCUUAUCCGCCGCUUCAAUAUCAAUGGAUUCGCAAUGGAACGGUAAUUGAUGGGUCGCUUUUGCAAAUCCACAAGCCAAUGACCCGUGAAGAUGCUGGAAUUUACGAGUGCGUAUCGCGAAACAAGCAUGGCACUCAAAGCGCUUCUAUCGAGAUCAAUAUUUUGUACAAACCCGACUGUACGAUAACAAGACGUGAAAUAAAUGAUGAGGACACGUUAGUGUGUACGGCAAAUGGAAAUCCAGCAAAGAUGAGUUUCGAGUGGACGGUGAAAAUGGAAAACGAGACCGAAAUAAUGCCAGAGUCAAGUACAGAUGAUUCGGAUACAGUGAGCCUUUUAACCAUAAACGAUGACAAAGGCCGUACAUAUCGAUGCAUUGCCAACAAUUCGGUCGGCAUUGGAACAAUGUGCAAUAUUGAAAUUACCGUUUGGCCAAAACGACAAUAUCACUGGUGGCAACACUGGAAUACAAAUCCGAUGAUAAUAAUCAUAGCAGCCGUGACUGCCCUUCUGCUCAUGGUUAUCAUCAUCUGCUGUAUCAUCAUUUGUAUAUGCCGUAAGCGACGACAACGUGACAAAUAUCACACGGAUGUGUCCAUCAGUGCAACACAUAGUGUUUUGUCCGCACAAGCAACAGCUGACUCACCUGCAUCAAGAUCAUGUGCGCCCGAAAUUCCGAAAAGUCCACCAAAAUGGCCAUUGCGACCUGGUGUGCUAGUUCACGUUAAAUGCGAUACAAAGCAAAAUUUGUGCGCUAAUCGUGCCCAAAGUCCAUUCAACGCAUCAACAUUGAAUACCAGUGGCAAUUUGAAUAAUGUUAGCUAUGCAUCACCGUUGCUCAGUACAAAUUCACGAAAUACAUCAAUGACUAGCGGUAAAGUUGGCAGUGGAUCAACAAAUCUAUCAUCAACACCGAUUACACUACCCGAACUACCAGCAAGAAAUACAAAAACAAAUAGUACUGUCAUCGCAAUCACCACCACUCCCACCACGAAUGUAAGUGGUGCAACCGAUUCUACAACAAAUAAUAGUAAAAAAACAACAAAAUCCGUUGCAAGAGCGUUGCUCAUCGAUGAGGAUGGAAUCACAGCAAAAGUUGAAUCCGAUGACAGUUCCAAAGAGGAUGGGGGCAAUCGAAUAACUAUCCCUACCACCAAUAAUACUAACAAUAACAACAACUCGACGGUCAUUGGAUCAGUGGACACAACAACUGGAUUGUUACAAAAUACAGUAACUGUCACAACGUCAGAACCAAACAAUGAUGAAUUGCUACGUUUCACCAGUUCAAAUUUGAUCGAACGCAUACUUGGACGUUUGCGAUGGCGACGAGAACAAUCCACCAACAAUAAUGCACACAAUGGCACCAACAAUGAAGAUGGCAUUCUGGCAAAGAGUAACAAACGAGCGGUGAGCCUAUUGCGUGCCACCGGGUGGUUUGGCAGCGGUAAAUCGACCAAUUCAACGACUGGACUAAUGAGUGACACAACUAAAAACCAAAUAAAUGGAAUUACAUGCAGUGAAAGUGUUGUCACUUACAAACGCACGCCAGUGACAUUACGACCGAUCAGUAUAUCAGACUCUUUAACCGACUCGAUCGAAUCACGGAAACAAAAUAGUUCAUCAUCUCCACGCGGCAAAUCAUCGCUGGGGGCCGAUCUGUUAACGGAUCCUGGAGAGUAUGAAAAUCUACCGUUUCAUGGACUCCAGACAGCACCAAAUAAACCAUUGGGCGCAGACAAUUUUCCUGGUGAUUUCGAUUAUGCCGAUGUGGACUUUCAUAACUAUGGCCCGAUCAAUUAUAAAGCUGCCUCCAUUUAUGCAUUAGUAAAGAAAAAUAAAAAUGGCAAUCUAACUGAAAUUCGAAAAUAAGCACAACUCAAACACGAAGUAGCAUUUAACGUAAAUUUUCCUUUCAUUUUUUUGCUCUCUUUAUUUUCGAAAUUGGUUAGAAAAAUUCCUGGAUUAAUGUGCAUUUUUGUAAAAAAAAAAACAAUAUUUUUUUGCCUUUCAAUCGAUUACAAACAUGCUGUAUGUAACAUGUAAAUGCUCUUGAGAAUGCAUAUAGCCAAAGUGAAGUGAUAGAUUAUUUCGAUCGUAAUGUAAAAUGUUAGGAAAUGUAUUUAAAUGUUCAUGUCAUAUUUUAAACAAAGAAAUGUGACAAUUUGUCAAAAAAAAAAUACUCGUAUGUAGUUCGCGGUAGAGAGCGGUAGAUUUUCUUUCGAAUGGAACUCAACUAAGCAUUUUUCAUUUGUUCGGUGUAAAAAAUUCAAUUUAAAGAACUACGCUAUAAGCCAAAUAAUAACACUUAUCAUUGUUUUAGAUUAAUAUUGAACUGCGUUCUUUUAUGCUCAUGUGAUUAUUUAAUGUAUUU
This is a messenger RNA of Contarinia nasturtii (swede midge), 6473 nucleotides long. RefSeq names its product hemicentin-1. The transcript is spliced from 23 exons. The coding region runs from base 1664 to 5971 and encodes 1435 amino acids. The record is from RefSeq and is a predicted model, not a curated record. NCBI's taxonomy places the organism in Eukaryota, Metazoa, Arthropoda, Insecta, Diptera, Cecidomyiidae. Gene Ontology annotation, cellular component: cell-cell junction. Gene Ontology annotation, biological process: cell-cell adhesion. Gene Ontology annotation, molecular function: cell adhesion molecule binding.